UGGAUACUAGCCAUAUUUCGAUACCCUACCUCUCUCACAUACGACUAAAAUACGACUAAAACAAUUCAUCAGAUCAUCAGGUCUAGCAGUCAUUCUUGUGUCGCUGUCUAUCAAUAUCAGUAUCAGUUUCUCAACCGAGUUACGAAUAAUAUUAUUUGAUCGAUCAUCGUUAGAUUGAUAGCGCCUCGGACAAUAUAUCAUCAUCAUUAGUAUCUGGUAUUUAGUGUCGGGACUGUCGGGGCAGACAGUAGUCAGUCAGAAUGGAUGAAUGAGAAUUGAUGAAUGACUGAAUUUAAUGACAGUAAACAAAUGAGCGGAUCUGCGUUCCCACUAUGAAACAGUCAAAAUACUGUGCCUUUCCACUUAUUCCAACAAGAUCUUCUACAGUUGUAGUUGUAGAUCAUGAUUGGGUCAGACCCACUCUGGACAUUCAUCAGCCUCCGGGCUACAGAGCCAACCACCUCCCAAGACCAUUGAAUAAAUACCAAGAUGGCCACCACACUAGCACUGGGCCAUCAGCUCAAGGGCACAGCUGGAUUCUACACUGUCAAGAAGCAACUCCAGGAAAACGUCUGGUCCGCAAUAACUCCUCACAACGAGACCGUCAUCGUCAAGAGCGUGAGACACUUCCGUCUCCAGAAUGAAUGCGACGUCCUUCGUCAGUUCCAACACCGCUCGCCAUACCUCCGUCCGCUUCUUGAUGACAUCGAGGAUCCCCCGGCUCUUAUCCUCAAACAUCUGGACGAUGAUCUCCUGCACGCAUCCAACUGCACUCGACUCUCUCGACUAGAAGUGAAACAUGUCGCACGGAGAGUCCUCAAGGCAUUGACUGUCCUACACGCAGACGGCUACGUUCACACCGACAUCAAACCAAGCAACGUGCUCGUGAACUACCAACAGGGUGAAUCCCAACUCCGCUUCAGCACCAUCCAACUCUCCGACUUCGGCACUACCGUCCACAAGAACUCCCCCUACGCAGAAAACGGCGACCCCAUCGGGACACCGAUCUUCAGGAGCCCCGAAGCGCAAUUACAACUGCGCUGGGGCACCGAAACUGAUAUCUGGUCGUUUGGCGCCAUGGUCAGCUUCCACAUCUUCAAACCCGACGUGCCUGCCUCCGACGACUCCUACGACUUGGAAAUCCUCAUGAAGCAGCACCGUUGCUUCGGGCCGUUUCCGGCGUCGUAUGCGGACAUCGCGUCGCGGGAUCGACUCGCCGUGUUGACGUGGGUUAUGCAGAAUAGUCCGGCCGAGACGCUGAAGCCGUUUCAUCUCACGACGGAGAAUGAGAUUGCGGCUGAGGAUAGGGAGUUUAUAUGUAAGAUUAUGAAGCUUGAUCCGAGGGAGAGGAUGACUGCGGAGGGGCUUUUGGGGGAUGCGUGGUUGGGUUGA
Messenger RNA from Aspergillus steynii IBT 23096, 1392 nucleotides. RefSeq names its product putative serine/threonine protein kinase. Gene Ontology annotation, cellular component: cytoplasm; nucleus. The record is from RefSeq and is a predicted model, not a curated record. NCBI's taxonomy places the organism in Eukaryota, Fungi, Ascomycota, Eurotiomycetes, Eurotiales, Aspergillaceae. The coding region runs from base 490 to 1392 and encodes 300 amino acids. The transcript is spliced from 4 exons. Gene Ontology annotation, molecular function: ATP binding; MAP kinase activity. Gene Ontology annotation, biological process: protein phosphorylation; intracellular signal transduction.